UCUCAGUUGCCCCUCUGACUCCUUGCCGGGACGGUAUAACAGAAGCUUACAGAGCGGGGACAGGCGGUGGAUGGGGAAGGGCAGUAGCCGCAGCAGCAGCAGCAGCAGUCGGGCGCAUCGACCGAAGCAUGCUCCAGCGCAGCCAUGACUUGCUCGGCGUCAGAUAGCGAGAAGAUCGUGAUCAACUGCGGCGGGAUCCGACACGAGACUUACCGGAGCACCCUGAAGACGCUGCCGGGGACGCGCUUGUCUUGGCUGACCGAGCCCGACGCCUACAGCAACUUCGACUACGACCCCAAGUCCGACGAGUUCUUCUUCGACCGCCACCCGGCCACCUUCGCCUUCAUCCUCAACUACUACCGCACCGGCAAGCUCCACUGCCCCAACGAUGUUUGCGGGCCGCUCUUCGAGGAGGAGCUCGCCUUCUGGGGCAUCGACGAGACGGACGUGGAGGCGUGCUGCUGGAUGAACUACCGGCAGCACCGUGACGCCGAGGAAGCCCUGGACAGCUUCGAGACCCCCGAGCCGGACGCGCCCGAGGAUGACCCGGCGCUCACCGGCGGGGCGGACGGCGACCUGAAACGGCUGUGCAUGCAGGAGGACGGCCGCAGGGCGACGUGGUGGGAGGUGUGGCAGCCCAAUAUGUGGGCGCUAUUCGAGGACCCCUACUCCUCCAAAUACGCCCGGUAUGUGGCGUUUGGCUCACUCUUCUUCAUCCUCCUCUCCAUCUCCACUUUCUGCCUGGAGACCCACGAAGCCUUCAACACCAUCUAUAACAAAACGGAGCUUGUCACCGUUGACAACACGACACAUGAGGAGAUAGUGUAUGAGGUUGUCACAGAUGGAUGGCUGACAUAUGUGGAGGGCGUCUGCGUCAUUUGGUUCACCAUUGAGGUGAUGCUGCGCGUCAUCUUCUGCCCCGACAAGGCAGAGUUCUUCCGCAGCGCCCUUAACAUCAUAGACUUUGUGGCCAUCGUGCCCUUUUACCUGGAGGUGGCGCUGAGCGGCCUCUCCUCCAAAACAGCCAAAGACGUGCUGAGCUUCCUGCGCGUGGUGCGCUUUGUCCGUAUCCUGCGUAUAUUCAAGCUGACCCGCCACUUUGUGGGUUUGCGUGUCCUGGGCCACACUCUGCGGGCGAGCACCAACGAGUUCCUGCUGCUCAUCAUCUUCUUGGCGCUGGGCGUCCUCAUCUUUGCUACCAUGAUCUAUUACGCCGAACGCAUCGGUGCAGAUCCAGACGAUCCGACAGCUGCGGCCCAUACCAACUUCAAGAACAUCCCCAUCGGCUUCUGGUGGGCUGUGGUGACCAUGACCACGCUGGGCUACGGGGAUAUGUACCCCGAGACAUGGUCGGGAAUGCUGGUCGGUGCCCUCUGCGCCUUGGCCGGUGUGCUGACUAUCGCCAUGCCUGUGCCUGUCAUCGUCAACAACUUCGGCAUGUACUACUCCCUGGCCAUGGCCAAGCAGAAACUCCCCAAGAAGAGGAACAAGCACAUCCCCCGAGCGCCACAGCCGGGCAGCCCCAACUACUGCAAGCCAGACGCCCUAGCCAUGGCAACCGCCUCGCCGCACAGGCUGAUGGGCAAUGUGCUCGGGCCGGGAAUGGUGGGAUCCGGCAGCAUGAUGGGUACUGGAGACUGCCCACUGGCACAGGAGGAGAUCAUCGAGAUCAACAGGGCAGACUCCAAGCAGAAUGGCGAUGCAGCGGCCAACGCGGCGGCCCUGGCCAACGAGGACUGCCCCACCAUCGACCAGGUCCUUGGGGACGAGCGUAGCCCGGCCACUGGGGGCCUUGGCUCCACCACCAGCCGCGAGCGCUACCCACACGACCGGGCCUGCUUCCUGCUGAGCGCCGGGGAGUUCCAGCGCACAACAGACGGGAACGUUCGGAAAGACUGCUCAGAGUCCAGCAGUGUGACAUCCUCCCUGGGAGAGGAGUGGUUCAAGCCGGAGGGGCCUCUGCUCCAGCAGGAGCUCAGUGUUAACUCCACCUCCUCCUGGAUCAAACCGUAGAAACACAGAGGUAAAACUUCCACACAGCACACAGAGCAGAGUCAAUAAUACAGCCUCAACGCACCGGGAACCAUUGCUGAUAAGAUUAGACUGGGCUAGACCCGACUCCAUUACAGUAUAUUAAAAUAGUUAGGUUAGACUAAAAUUAAACUAGACUAGAUAGGAUCACAGACCGGACUAUAAUCACUUAAACUAGACUGGACUGGACUAGAUUAUAGAAGAUUAGGUCGGACUUCAUUAGAUCAGAUUAGAUUAGAUUAAAUUUAGACUGCACUAAAACAGGUUCAAUUUAACUAGACUAGAUUCAGUUUGACCUCACUAAACCAGAUUAGAUUUGAUUAAUCUAUCUACUAAAAUAGAUAAAAUUAUAUGAGACCACAUUAGAUUAGAAUAAAUUUGACCAGACCAGAAUAGACUAGACCAGAUUAGAUUGCAGUAGAAUAGAUACCACUAGAUUAGUGUGAUUAGACUGGACAAAACUACAUUACAUAAGAUUAUUGCAUUAUAGCUUUAUGUGUUAAAUCCAUUUGAUUCAAUUAAAUAAGUUAAUGUGCAUUUAUCAGACUUUAUCAAAAAAAUAGGAAACAGAAGACAAAAAAAGUUUAAUUUGACAAGAGGGAGGUCCACACACACACACACACACACACACACACACACACACACACACACACAAAGUAUCAGACUUCAUUACAGUUUACACACACUCAUGCACACAGAUUGAAUGUAUAGAUGUGCAUGCAGGUUGCUUGUUAUUGUGAAGCUUUUAAGUGUGGUUAAGCAUCAUAUGGUGAAUAAAAGUGGUGUGUAGGGUGGGGGGCAUAUGCAUGGUAUGUAAGGUGUGUGUGUGUGUGUGUGUGUGUGUGUGUGUGUUUUGUCCAUACACUACAAAAGACUUGACCAAAGCACUCACUUGUCUAUUUCAUUUGGUUCACAGAGGACUCAUUUCAAUCAAUAAUGGUAUUUUAUAAUAAUAAUGGAAAUACAGUCUCUGUUUGGUUAAUGGAUUAUUAUAAUAAUUUACAUGAUGAAAGAGUGUAUCUGUCUACUGUAUGUAGGCUUCAUUUUCACUGCUUAUUAUCAUCAGCGACGUUCAUCAGGCUAUUAUUAGCUCACUUGCUACAUCUCAUUACUGCUAGUGAUGUCAAAUGAAAGUAGCAUGAAUCUAAUUGCAGUUGCAGGUUAGCUCUCCAGUAUUUGCAGUGGUAUACCCUUCAAUCCAUCCUUUGGCUCAGAUAAUACUAAUUACAAUCAUAUCUAUACAGAUACAUUUGUGCACGUGCAAUGGGACAUUUUCAGACAGUCAGAAAAUAAUGUUUUUGCAAGCACAUCGGUAUAGUUAUGUUAUUAUUAUUCAUAAACAUUCAUAAAACUAUCAAUCAAACCAAAACUGCUGUUUGUGGAGAAGGCCUAAGCUAUUGACUAGCACAUCAUCGCUGGCUACUGAUUUAGCAGUUAGCUCGGCAGCUACAGUUCACCUACUAACCCCUGCGAGGAGUCACUACGUCAUCAAGCUUCCAGAUCAAAAUAAAUUAUAGAUAUAUAGAGAAAUUAUGCCUUGCCACUUUCUAAUGUGACCAGACCCAACUUCACCAUAGUGAUAAUCCGAUCCUGAUAUCUUGAUAUUCCUAUAGGUCAUUUGAUUGGAGACCGAACAGCCAAUCCCAGACUGCCUACAUGUAUUCUACGAUUAGCUGAAACGGUGGCCCACUUAAACAGCUGACAGAACAUGGAAAUGCAAAUGGAUUUAUUAGCAAAGAAGGCAGUUUUGGUAGCUGAAAUUAAACUAUUUUUUGUGUGAUCAUUUCUUUACAAAAAGCAAAAUGAUGUGCUUGCAAACAUUCUGUGCUAAUCUCAUGCUCAGACUAAUAGUUAGACAUCACAUUUUAUGUAAAGGCACAGAUUGCUGAAGUUAAUAUUUGAAUAGAUUGUGUGGGAUAGGUGAGUUUAAUUGCAUAUUUAGGAGCCAAAAGCAGUGUUAGCUGAUAUAAUGUAAAGGAAACAGUCGCAUCCCUGCACACACACACACACACACACACACACACACACACACACACACACACACACACACACACACAUCCUAGCAACACUUAACCAAAUGAACCCACUGUGAGUCUGUGAUCAUGACUGUGUGACUAAGUGCAUGACUCGAUGUAGUGUUUAUUAGACUAUUUGUGUGUGUGUGUGUGUGUGUGUGUGUGUGUGUGUGUGUGUGUGAGAUAUGCCUUCCCUCUUUACACCUGCUGUAUGUUGUAACCACCAGGGAAAACAGGUCAUGGGGUCAGAGUGGGUUGAAAGGUUAAAGUUCACAGUGCGGGUCCAUGUCUGAUGCGUGCUGUUGCUGUUGUUGUUAUUUUGUUGUUGUUGUGUUACUGUCUCCUUCCCCAGGUUGUGUCAGGUCAUGCGUUUGUACGUUGGCUCUUGUUGGUCUGUGUUACACUAUCCAUCUGUCUGUUUGUCUGUCUGUUUCUCUAUUUUUUUCUUUCUUUGUUUCUGUCUGUACGUCCGUCCUUUUCUGUGUGUGUGUCUGUAUUUCGUGUGUAGCUGUCUUCCCCUCCUCCUGCUCCUCCUCUUCCUCCUCCUUCUCCUCCUCUCACCCGGUCUCUUCUCACUCUGGUACUUACAGAUAGUGGGGCACCACGAACCAAGUGCUCACCAUCACGUUCCCCCCUCCCCUUAAAGCACUUUAGCUCCAAAGUCAACCUGGUUCCAAAUGGACCAGGGAGGUUUUAUUCCCAGAAUGCUUUUGGGGAGAUGGUGCCUGGUCUUUCCAUACUAUGCUUUCUGUGUGGACAAAACCUCACAAUAAAACUGCUUUGGUUUGCAGAUUCUGCAAUGUAGUUUGGAUGUAAUUUUCCUAUUGCGAUCAAUCAAAUAUUAUAUCAUUUGGAAUAAAAAACAAAAAGUAUUUUUACACACAAAAUAUAAGAAAAGUCUAAAAAAACAUUUUGGAAGUAAACAAAUAAAUGGGGAUUCAAUUAAACGUGUUUGUUUUGGGACGGGUGCCAGAGUGAAAGCGGCUGCUGCGCACUGGUUGGCUCGUUGCCCCGCCAGGCCAGUGAGAGCUGGUUGCUGAUUGGUUGGUUGGUCGAUUUCCUCUGUCCUCUCCUCUGGAACUGAGCUCAGGUCAGUUUUCACAGCGCAGCCCGCAGAGAGCACUGGUUUGUUUUUACAGCAGACUUGGCUCCAACCAUUGCAUUAUGGGAUCGAGAUGAUUGGAUCCUCCAGGGAACAAUUUUUUAUGUCUUGAUUUACUAAAAAAGGUUUAAAAAAAGUUCCCAUUGCACUUUUUCGAAUAAAAACAAUGUCUUUUGUAGCUGAGCCGUGUCUGACUCUCUCUCUGUCAGGCUGGGCUGGAACACUGACUGCUGUAGUGCUUCGAAGGUCUACGUUAGCUAGCAAGCUAAUGCUUUUUGUUUUUUUUUGGUUUUUUUUUUCAUGUUCAAAAACACAAAAGCUCUAGAAGGUUCUUUGACAGACCAGCAGAUAGAUACACAGGCAGGGAGAAAGAAAGACAGACAAAACUGUAAAUUCAAAAAGCACACACACACACAUUCAGGUAAGUAUUCAAACUACUUCGAAGGGCUGUGGUGACUAGCAUAGUGGUGGCACUGUUCGCUGUGCUGUGAUGGCCUCUUAGCUUUGUCUGCACUCUAAAAGCUUCAAAUCCACUGGAAAACUAUUAGCUGCUUGCCUCUGGGGAAAACAAAUGUUGCUUUAUUUAUCUUUUCUUAAGUCAUCCUCUCAGAUUUGCAACUGGUCUUGGCAAGAUAAAUCAAGCACACCUCAAAAGUUUCACAUUUCAAAAUGGUCGCCAGGCUUUUGCUUUAAAAGUGCCACCGGGGCUCUCUUCCAAUCCCUCUACGACACUCCUCUUUCCUUCCUUCCUCCCUCUCGCUGACAUUAUCACAGAUUGUGCUGUACUCGGAUGGGAUUAAUUACAGAUCUUAAUGUCACCGCUGUCACUGUAAUCCAACACUAUCAGAUCUGUGGUUGCGACGGGGCGGGAAGAACGAAAGACUUGAGCAUCUUCGGAGGCAUUCUGAAAAGGGCAGCAUUGCAUCGUAGCGCUCCUUUUCCCUUCUCUGCAACUUUUUACGCUCCUCUUCUUAUUCUGCUUCUUCUCCUGACUCCUUUUGUAUGAGCGAGCAGUAGGGCAGGGGCGCAAGCUACCACUUCUGGUUCAAAAAGGCAGAAAAUGAAUAAGACGGAUAAAAAACGAUAGCACUGUAACAAAAGUCCUCAUCAAUGCGAAACUCUUCAACGAGCAGCUUUGCUUCGCCCCUGCCAGAGGGAGUCUUGUGGUUUGUGGCUGGGUCAUGGUUUUAUGGUAUGAUAUGCAAUGCUUUGACCUUUUGGUGAUCCUGGCUCAAGGGCACAAGUCACAGGAGGUCAAAUACUUGAGAGGACCUUUCUCACUCUUAUUUUCUUUCUUUCUUCAUCAGCUUGUCUGAUUAUCUGAGUCUAUCUAUCUAUCUAUCUAUCUAUCUAUCUAUCUAUCUAUGUUAGUGUUGGAAAUGUGCCAAUGUUUUUUCAAUUAUUUUUUCACCUCACUGAAAUCAUUAGUUUUUGGUUCAGUAUGUUAUUUUUUAUGUUUUAUGUUCGUAUGUCAUGUUUAUUUUAUUGGUCCUAAUCAUUCUGUCUUACUUUCCUGUCCUUUGAUCAUUACCCACCAUCCCUCCACUCUCUCUCUCUCACUCUCUCCUCAUCUCCCCGCUGUUGCUACGGAAACAGUGGACAGGGGAAUUCUGGGACUUGGUGCAGCAAAGGAUUUUGGGUCAAGGCUUGGUGUUUGAUUGCAUUAUUGAUUCAUAUCGAUACAGUAGGCUGAAUAUGAAAAUUCUCUGCUGCCACACCAUUUGGACAAAGUGAUUUACAAUUUUAUUUUUUAAAUCAAAAUGUUCACAAGCGAACACACUUUAUUUCACUGAUUUAUUUAGAGACGCAUUCAUUUUAGGUUCACGUGAACGGUAGGAUGAUUAUUUUUAGUAGUCCAACAGAAACGACAGAACAUGUUCCUGAAUGACCAGCUUUUUCUGAUCCAGUGUCCACAAUAGUUGGUUAGUUGGGAAACUACUUUGUUAGUUUCCUUUAGACCAUCUUUUCCUGAACUUAACCCUGACUGAAGUUCUGGUGUCACAGUCGUAAACUGUACGCCCAACCAUCCCCCGCCUACUGAGGAGGUUCUGUAGCAUUAUAGCAACAUCGUUAUUUACAUUACCACAAAAGGUUGUUUGUCAGGAAAACAUAGACGUAGGUCAUUAUAAGUGUUUGAACAAAAGACAAACGCUAUAAUUAUUCUAAUAAGGCCAGUUUCCUCCGUACAGAUUCCCAGAGGUUAGCGUCCGCUCAGGGAAAGUGUAUCACUCAUAUGAUACCAAUGCACUGGAUUAGAUUUCAUAAAAGCUGCAAUCUGAUACAAGAAUUGAAACCUACAGAAAGCAAAGACAAUUAUUUCCAUUGUAUACACUGAUUUCUUUAUUCUCAGCGAUCAAAAAGAAGCACAAAGUGAAUAACUGGGGAAAUGCAGCGAGUGAGCAACACACCAAACCGUAACUGACUGUUAAGAAGGACGUUUGGAUUGAUGGUGGUCAGUCGCACACAGAUCCUGAUAUCAGUUCAGAUUAUUGUCUUAGUUAAACUUACAUUAUGUGGUUUUCUUCGACUAGGGAGUCUCUCACAUCAAAACAAUAACAAAAGAUGUGGGGUUUUUUAGACAUUUUAAUGGGGACAUUAAGACAGGAUUAUUGGUGAGCAUCUAAACAUACCCACAAUGGAUUUAUAGACCUUUACUUGUAGAAUUUGUUAGGGUUGAAGAAGCAGAAAGAUGAUAAAGAUAGAGUGAAGUCUUUGGCUUGUUUCAAAUGUGGGGGUAGGGGGGCAUGUAACUAGGAGUUUGAACCGCAUCAUAGACCUAAAAAAAACAUCCAUACCCAUAAUCCUUACAAUAGCCAAGGUUUUUAAUUGCUUAACCCAAUCAAUAUCUUUUUUUUAGCCACAAUUUCCCCUUUAAUGUCCAAAGCAAUAAUUUUAUAAUCAUUGCCGUUGGGUGCAAUAAACGUUCAUUACAAUGUCACAAUGGCAAAAGACAACACUACUAAUGGAUAGCAUUGAAUUGAAUGUUAGCAGAACCAACCAAACAUCCUUGUCCGGCAGUAGGGUUGACCUUUGACUGUGGCCAUCCAGAACAGAUAUUAACCCUUUUGUCUUCAAGCGUGGUUGUACUGCUCCACGAGAGAAUCCCACCACAGUCCUGCCUUUCUGUGACUCUGCAACUUGUUAAGGUUACUUGCUGUCUCAGUACAAAGCAGGAUAAAUGAUCAGGGAGAGUGCUCUGCCUGCUGGAAUGCAAAGAGGAGAACACUGCCUGCUCUCCUUCAGGAAAAAAAAAGGGAAAAAACCUGCAGAGAGGUAGCUCUGGAGUGAACGUUGGUGCAGUGCCGCUAGUGCCUCCAGAGGCCAAGACUGCACAUUACACCCUCCUCCUGACUGCAUGAGUUUCAAAGGCAGUAGACACACUCUGCAUUAUGAUACUGUACACGUCUGUCUCCCUUUCGUUGGGAAACCUAAUCAGUGAGUGGGUGGAGGUCGAAUAAAGGAAUGAAAUGUUGCAUUCAUCGCUCCCUUGCUUUGUAUUUCAUGCUCUCUCUGACUGCUGUCCUUCUCCCCUUGUAUUUUUUUUUUCCUUCCCAUAAUUCUCUGUCUCUCUGUCUUUUUCUCCUUGUCCUCCCCCUCCUUGUUCUCAUUAGAAAUAGUAUUGAUUCUCUUCAUUGACAGACAGAUACCAAUGGCCUGAACUGACUCUUGAGUCUUACUUAGAGGCUCAUUGAUGUAAGGAGAUAUGCUGCACCAUAACAGAGUGGAGAGCUCUCUCUCUCUCUCUCUCUCUCUCUCUCUCUCUCUCUUUUACCCUCUCCUUUGAGUUCUACUACCAACUCUCAAUUUCGUACCACCUUAAAUAUACCAUAUUUCAUUUCGUUUAUCUCUCAUUCACACGCAGACAGGUUUUCUUUCGCUUUCCUCUUCUCCAAGCAGUGAUCGAUGGCCUGUAGGCUAGUGUUUAAUCAUUAUUGGUGGUCAGAAUCCCCUGAGGCCUAUUGGAUUGCACUCACAUUAUUUUAUUUCCUGAGUGCUACUACAACAGUUGAGCCACAAUGGUGUCAGGAGAAUCGUGUUGACCAAGGAAGGUGUGAACUUUUCGAUUAUGUGGAUUAUUAUGUGGAUAACCAAGUAAGUAAGGCUCUACCUUUGUCAGGGGUAACCAGAGAAUUAUCAUGUCUUUAUCUAAGUGACUAUACAGUUCGGUAAAGGUUAGCUGUUUCUUUAGCAUACAUGUUGUUAGGAUGUUCCUAACUAAGAUUCAAUUGAUCCUUGAUUCCUAAGUCCCGCCCCUUUUUGGUCUGUGCUCCAAUAACAGUUGAGCAGGCCCCAGUCAGAACCUCGAUCAACUUCCUCCUUUCCUGUUCUUAGAUAAGCUACAUGCUAGGGUCAUCUAUCAUGAAAAGACAACCACAUUUGAAGAAGGUUAAAAGAUAAAAGCGACACACACACACACACACAUAUAUAUAUAGCCAUUGUAAUGUUAUAAAGAGUUCGGUCUAGACCUGCUCUAUUUGAAAAGUGUCCUGAGAUAACUUCUGUUAUGAAUUGGCGCUAUACAAAUCAAAUUGAAUUGAAUUAAAUCUUAAGUUAGCUACCUAGCAUUAGCAAAAUGCUAGCUAAUUCGCUUGCUAAUUUACAUGAAUUCUUAGAUAUCUAGUUAGAUAGUGUUUUGCUAACUUUAGCUAAUGAUGUAAUGCUAAGACAUGACAUAUAUACACAUAUAUAUUUUUAUCAUUUAACCAUCUUCACAACGCGGUCGUCUUUUCAACAUAAACAAGGUUCAAAAUGGGGCGGGACUUAGGAAGGGGCCAUUCAGUGCAGCAGUAAAUCAUUAAACAUGUAAGAAUCUGUUUCUAUUGUGGCUGAGAUAACUAGCACUCUGCAACUGUUGUGAAGAACAUACAAACAGAAGAAAAAAGUGACCUUUGACUACAGAAACUCCUGUAGUUACACGGGUUUACACCAUGGUAAUUUGUCGUGCUUUCUUAAGUUUUGAGGGUGUUUUGAGCUCUCUCAGCCACCAUAGACUUCUGCAUUCAUUAACUCUUUCAGUCUCUGAAGCUACUGGAUGCAACUUCAGUAUGUAAAAUUAAACCAAAUUAAUAAGUAAUACAGUAUGUAGUUUUAUACUUUUAUAAUCUCUUUCAUUUUCUGUCAUUCCAAUCAUGUCAUGACUCUGCCAUGUUUUUCAUUCAGUGAAAUAUUGCCCUAGAUCCUUUAUAUAACCAUGUUAUUAUCCGUCAGCUUCAUCCUUAUACAUAUUCUGCAUGUGCAUCUCUCUCUGCAUAACCAUAGUGUUAUUCAUGGUUAGUGUAUUCAUCUGUGUUUAUCUUUAAUGUGUGUUUCUGCGUUCAUAUGACAUAGCGAUGAGACUCUCUAUAUUUUCUUUUCUUUCCUACAUUCUACUCCUGUGGAUGUCUGUGUGUUUCCUCUGUGUCUUUCUAUCCUCUUCUUAUCUCAGUUGAGAAUGAGCUAUGUCACAUGUGACAUACAUACACAUUAUAUGGAUGUAUGUAUGUACCUUUUAACCUACGGUUUAAUGUGUUGGUAAUGUCAUAUUCAUAUGUCUGUAUUUGAUGCAAAUAUUAUUCUUGACAAUCUCAAAUCCACAUGUGGUUUCUAGUGAUACAUUUAAAUUUGAGGUGUAGGCCUUUAUGCUGUUGUGUGUCACCAGAUUCUGUCAUUAUUUCCAGUGAACUAAAAAUAAUGAGCAUUUUGCUGUAAACUGAAACACAUGUUGAUAUUGUUUGCAUGCAGAUUGUUGUUGGAAUAGUAUUUGCCCUGGUUGUUCACUUCUGUGUACUCCUCCUCGCCCCCAAGCCUUCCCCUUUCUUCCCCUGGUCCUCCCUUUUCCAACCUCCUUCCUCAGCCUCCCUGCACUGCUCUUUCCACCACCACCACCACCACCCCUGUCCUCCCUUUCCAUGCAGACAUCUUGUUAAUCCUUUACAGUGACCACCGAGCACAGAUAAAACCCAUGGUGACUUUAUGUGGUUUUUGCUGUUAAAUCAGCAUUUUAUUCUUUUUCCUGUGAAAAGACCAAACCAACAACCAAUGUAUCUACUAACAAGUGUCUCACAUAUCUUCUUCCUCUGUGCCAUAGAGCUCCAUCUUGCAUUGGGUAACAUGCUCAUUCAUGAACACACACACUGUAGUUUAUUCUGACUCAAUCCUACACACACACCGUACCAUCGCUGUGUCAUCUAAUACAGAAGUGCGAUGUAAUGAUGAAACUUGCAGUUUUAGUUUAGUUUAGGCAACAAAAAUACUUGGUUAAGUUUAAGAGAAACUAAUAAUUUGGGUUAAAGUAAUUACGUUACGUGGCGUUAGUCACGCCAUUACUGCAGCAACAAGUCACACAUAACAUUAUGAAACAUAAAACUUUAAAUAAGUCAACGUGGGCUGGGGGCUACCCAAAAUACUGGAGCACCAAAUGUGGAUUAAGUAGAUCAGGGAAUUCACAUGUCACAGCAUUGGUACACAAACAAACCAAUCGGUACAAAUAAUACUGCAAAAACAAACGGGAGUACUCAAAUAAAAGAAUGAGGAACACAAAUUUGUUGUUGACAAUUUUUCAGUCUGGACCAAAGUAGCGGACUGGUUGACCCACUGACAGUCAUUUCUACAGUCCCACUAGACUAAAAUUUCAAUUAUAUAUUUGUUUUUUUAAAGAUUUACAUCUUCAGAUGGGAUUGGAGCUUGUUGGUAAUGGUCUUUUCAUGGGAUUUCUUGUCAGUAAAACAUAUAGAAAAUCACCAGCCUUAUUCUUUAACAAACUACAAUUCAAUUUGUGACACAAAGUUAGAAUGAUUAUCUUUAAUUAUUGAAUGCAAAUAUAAGAUAGUGGUGCUGAUAGGUCCUUUACAUCUAAUAAUGUUCUGCCUGGGCAGAAUUGGAGUUUCCCAAUUCACCGAACAAAUAAUUAGCUCAUUUCAUCCCAUUCUCUCUUUCAUCCCAUUCUCUCCUGUGCUUCUACUUCCUCUCUCCCUCCUCCUCCUCGUCCUUUUCCCAUCAUUCCCUCUUCCUCUCUCCUUUUCCUCUCCUUUCCCCUCCUCCUUCAUGUCUCCCCAUCCCAUUCUAACACUGGUGUAUCCAUCCCAUCCUCAGGCUAUCCUCCUCAGUCUCUCCCCCUGCGUUGUGUUACUAAAGUCUGACUGAGUGGAGGUAUGUACAACAAGUCACCAUCACAGCACAGCUAACAGAUAUGCUGCUACACUGUGAGCGCUCGCUUAGCUUCUUGCUUUGGUUUUGAAGAGAAUCAAUCAGAAAUCAAUCAGUCAGUUUGACUUCUGGCAGCAUAGAACUGUUCUUGGGGCAGAAAUAAUCUCAUUGGUUGACGUAAUCGAGCUAUUUUAGCUUAAUAACCUAACUUAAUAGCUUGUACAGGCUUAGUUUGAACUCAGAACACGAGUCAAACAACUAGCUAAAUGUGGUUGAGACUUGAUUGCAGUUGCACCAAGGAGGUACAUUAACUUUCUCUUGUCUUUCCUUUUCCCCACUGGUUUUCAUAUUUUAUUUGUUUUUAUUUUACUCCAGACAUCGAGACUUAAAGGGGCAGUCCACUAGUCUUCAUUUUACACAUGACGAUCAGAUCACUUGUCAUGGAGUACCACUCAGUCUGUGAAAACAGUUGUAUAAUGUCCUCUUAGGUUUAAUUAUAGCCUUUGUUACAAACCGGGGGUGUGGACUGCAUCUACCAGGCAGGAAGGCUCUAGUAAAUGAUACUAGAUACUCAAAUUUCAUUAAGGGAAUUGUAGGAUCUAACUCUCUUUUUGGAGCUUGACCCAUUCUAGAGACUAAAUUCUUUUUUCUAAAAGUUUUUUUUUAAUGUUUUUUGCAAGUCCUCCAACUUUAUUGAACUGCUGUUCUGCAUUGCUUAUUUGCUAAAUCAUAUAACUCCUUUAACUCAACCAGUGAUGACGUUUCUGCCUUUAAACUCAUCAAAACUAGUCCAGGCGUGAAUGUGUUUACUCUCAGGCUAUACACAUUUGUAUAUAAACGCUAUACUGCAAUGCAUUUAGUACCAUUACUACUAUUUUCUGUAAUGAGAAGUAACACAACAAUUACUACUGACACAAGUGACAGCAUAAAUGAGUUAAUAUGACGUAUUGAAAUGGACACUUACUUUUACAGAGAGCAAAUAAGCCUUUUCCUGCUGUUAGUGGGUUGAGCAUGUUACUGUCCAAAACAUAGUAUUGAUGGUGAAAUAAAAAUAAAAAAUCCUUAUUUUUUUAUAUUUGGAAUCCAUAGCUACCCUAGCUAGGGAGAUUAAAGACUGGCCAGGCACCAGGUCAGGACGUAACAUACGACUUUUAGAUGAUGAAAACAUUUAAUUUUAUUUAGUGUGUAAUGGCUACACAUUUUUACAACUGUGAAUUGGUUAAUAAAAAAACACAGGGCCAGAAUCAACACAAAGAGAGUUUCCACCAGUUGUACCAUAGUUUGAGAACCAGUACAGUAAAUAAUUAAAGCCAUUCAGUCAAUACAUACAUUUCAAUCAGUUGAAGCAGCCAGGAUAAUACCAGAUGAAAUAGCUUCAAAUGCCAUGAGGACGACAUCGGGCACAUUAGGUGACAGAUCGUAGUUGUAGCUGCCUGACGCUGCAUGUGCUGCAGAGCAAACUGCAGAGAGGCCUUCAUUAUGGAUGCGAAGCACCUUUCGGCUUGACUUUGUAUACAGUGAGAGCAACGCUAGAAGCAGCCACUGCAUUUGAACCUUUAAAGCACUGAGACAUAUAAGCGCUGAUCAAUAAUGUGUUUGGCCUUUGUUUAUCUAUUAGUAGUUCAUGUUGGUCAGACAGAUCUGUGCUCAUAAUCACAGUCAUAUUCACAAGAUCUCUGACGAUAGCAGUCCUGAUCAGGGAUUACAGCUCACUAUAAGCUGCUGCUGUAUGUUAGAAACUGUUAUUGAUCCCACUGAAUCUAACACUGCCACUGCCACUGCUCUGUGUGUGUGUGUGUGUGUGUGUGUGUGUGUGUGUGUGUCGGUGUGUGUGUGUGUCCCAAUCAGCUAAGAGCCGCAGUGCUGCUGAUUUAUUCCUGUGGUUAUAGGACUUGACGUUGCAAACACAGCUAUUUAAACAGAGCAGAAUGUGUGCUGUUACACAGUAAACACGUACAAAUACAUGCACUCACAAAGCAUAUAUGAAGCUGACAUGACAUUGGCCAUUCAUUUGAGACUGAUAUCCUAGAAACAUAACACAUGUUGACUACUUACACACACACUUGUUUGAGAAAAUGAGACAGUUUCAGUAUUUGCUGUUCUCAGAAGCCUGGUAGAAGACUUUGAUAUUCCUGCAUUUAAAUCCACAUUUGCUACACAUGCACGCACACACACAGACAAGUAUACAGUGCAUUAAAUAACCAGGUCCUUAGAACAUGGUGACCUAGAUCUGUCGCUGUGGUAUCCAGUACCCAGAAUGCCUCCUGAGGUUUAAGUGGUAUCUCACUGCAACCCGUUCUCACUCCCAAGUCAUCAAAUACUGCUGCUUGGUCAGUGGUCCUCCGCUUCAAAAUAUGACGCUGUAGGUGUCCCUCUAGUGUCAUUUCUGGAUGUACUCGCUGUCGACGUCAGGUGACGUGGUAUAAAGAGAAAGUGAGCAUAUGGGGAUAGUGGGGUGGAUGGAUGGCUCUAACAAACACAGAACAUUAACCCAGGAGACUGCUCUUGGUGUCCCAUGUGAAACCAAAGUAAGGUAUGUAAGGUACAUCAGCCACAUUAUGUAAGUUAUUCAUGUAGUUGAGUUACGUCAAAUACGUAACAUAACUUCCGGUCUUUUUAUAAAUCUAACCAAGUAGUUUUUGUGCCUAAACCUGGUUCGUGAUUUAAUUUUUAAUAUAAUUUCAACAAUUUUUAUGAUAAAAUUUGAUUAUUUCGUAAGAUUAUUAAGAAAAUUCUGCCUGAAAAAGAUUCCUUCAUCUCUCAGGGACAAUAUACAAAAUGUAUGUACAUAUUAUUAUUAUAUAUAUAUAUUUAUAUAUUAUAUAUUUUCUUUAUUAAAUUAAUAUUUUUUUAUUUCUGAGGUAGGUAGGGUAUAAACUGUGCAUAUUUCCUGUUCUUUGUGAAGGUGAAACUGAUGUCUUUGCACCUUGAUAUAGGACAUUGAACAAGCAAAGUCAAAAGUAGACAGCGCCCACUGCUGUAUAAAAAGAUUAUAACAUAAUUUUCAUCUCAUUUGAAUCAACAAUAUUUCUAUCGCAAUUUAACUGUAUAUUGUUACAUUCCUAACACAUAAUACAUAACUGUUUUACAAUGUUAACCAUGCAAGCUUUAUUUUGAAAGUGUUCCUGGACGUUACAUAUUCAUUGUUGCUUACUUGCCCUGUACGCCAGAAAUGAUGCUAGGACCAUAUCUACUGUACAUCGUCAUUGUUGGAAGCAUAUUUGACAAGUUGAGAGUGAGAACGUGUUCUCAGCUUCUUAUUGGCCAAUUAAGCCCAAGCUCACACCACAAACUUCAUAGACCACGACUGGACACUGUGCAAGUAAACUGCAAAAUGUCAAAAUGGGUCUGGCUGAAAAUCUGGGAUUUUCAGUAGUACCAUUUUGCGUCACAAAAUGAACUGGACCAGGGCCUUUAGGGACACAAACAGCACAGUUGAAAAUCCUUUUGACAGUUAUUCUGCAAGCAAGGUAUUAAAGGUGAUUAUAUAUUCAGUAAAUCUAAUUUGUGAGAUUAUAUUUUAAGAAGGAUGGGAGAGAGAUUUUAAUUCCAAUUACUAACUAUCUG
Dicentrarchus labrax (European seabass) is the source of this 15840-nucleotide messenger RNA. Its product is annotated as potassium voltage-gated channel subfamily C member 1-like. Bases 145 to 2013 code for a protein of 622 amino acids. The record is from RefSeq and is a predicted model, not a curated record. Lineage: Eukaryota; Metazoa; Chordata; Actinopteri; Moronidae. Gene Ontology annotation, molecular function: delayed rectifier potassium channel activity; protein binding. The transcript is spliced from 5 exons. Gene Ontology annotation, cellular component: dendrite membrane; axon; neuronal cell body membrane. Gene Ontology annotation, biological process: potassium ion transmembrane transport; protein homooligomerization.